Penicillium lagena is the source of this 318-nucleotide messenger RNA. RefSeq names its product putative RNA exonuclease. The coding region runs from base 1 to 318 and encodes 105 amino acids. Gene Ontology annotation, biological process: rRNA processing; ribosomal large subunit assembly. The record is from RefSeq and is a predicted model, not a curated record. Gene Ontology annotation, molecular function: nucleic acid binding; exonuclease activity. Gene Ontology annotation, cellular component: nucleus. The transcript is spliced from 2 exons. NCBI's taxonomy places the organism in Eukaryota, Fungi, Ascomycota, Eurotiomycetes, Eurotiales, Aspergillaceae.
AUGCUUCAAUAUCAUGCCGAUGCAAUGCAAAUUCUCUUAAACGACCAGACCGUGCUUUUUGGGCAUUCUUUCAGCCAUGAUUUUGACGUCCUGAAAGUUUUUCAUCCGAAAGUGGUGGACUCCGCCAUCUUGAACAGCGAAGCUGUGUUUCUCACUUUUCUUCCUACAGAGACAUUGGCACGUUUAUGGAGUUUAAAGACGCUGGUCAAGGACUUGCUGGGCUAUGAUAUACAAACUGGCGAUGGCCGGUAUAGCGCUUUGGAGGACGCAUAUGCGGCACGAGACGUCGUCAUCUGGUGCAUCAGAAACCCUGAGUAG